Messenger RNA from Astrephomene gubernaculifera, 1722 nucleotides. The record is from the annotation of a GenBank genome assembly. NCBI's taxonomy places the organism in Eukaryota, Viridiplantae, Chlorophyta, Chlorophyceae, Chlamydomonadales, Astrephomenaceae.
CCAUCUGGCUUGAAAAUGUACUGGAAGCCGGAAAGCCGUACAUAGUUUUGGCCUAUCACGCAAAUUCGUAACGGUAAUCGUUCGGAACCGUAUUUUUCUUUAACAAGAUCAUGGAGUGUUAGUGUAGCCGUUGAUUCCGCUCAAAGCUAUCUAGAAACCGUAAUCUUGAACCGAAUCCACAGCGAAUGGCAACACGGUCACGGCUAGCAAAGGUUUCGCUUCCUACAGAUGCGGAGCCUGGUGCAGAGCUUGUUAAAUGGAGUUGCAAAGAAGGCUAUGUAUACGUGCCGAUACCGCCGGCAGGAGCUACAGGACACCGUGCGGAUAAGUGGGAUGUAGACAAAUGGCUGAAGGCAUUGAAAGUGGAGUUGGUAGCUCAGGACGACAACAUGCUCGUGCGGUUAAGCGACCAAGAAACAUCGGAGCUCUUUGCAGAGUGCCCCCUGCCCUGCGAUGGUACACCGCUGACGACGGCGGUUGAGCCUGUCGUGGACAGCAGCCGCUACUUCGUGCUUCGAGUGGUGGACCCCGAGACAGACAAGCAUGCAUUCAUCGGACUCGGAUUCCGGGAGCGCAGCGAUGCUUCCGGCUUCACAACCGGGCUAGAUGAGUACCGCAAGUACGUGAAACGGAAGCAGGAGGCGGAGGCCAUGCGCGCGGAGCACGAUCGGCAGGAGAACGGCGAAGGUGGCGCGCCCCGGGAUUAUAGUCUUAAGGAAAACAUCGUCAUCCCGCUGAAGAUAGGGAGCAUGAAGCGUCAAGAAGCUGAGGAGGCGGGCAGGGCUGCCGGCAGCAACACAGCUGCCAGCGGGAGCGGAGCCAAGGCGGCGGCAGAGGCCGCGGCGCAAGGAGUCGCGGCGUUGAAACUGGCGCCACCGCCGCCGCCAGCCAGCCGCGUGGCGCCCGCUGCCGCUGCGACAGCGCCGGGCGGGUCAGCGCAAGCCGGUGGGGGCGGUGCACGUGGUGAUACGGACGAAUGGGGUGACUUCACCGGGACGUCUACGUUGUGAGGCCAGGGAAUGACGUGCAUGCCUGAUCAGGGCUGUGGGGCAGGAUGAUAUGUCAUGAUGCAUUGAUUACAAUUAGAUGCAGCUUCCCUGCAUGCUUACACACCGUCCUGCUGGGUACCGGCAGGAGGGUGGCUUCAGCAGCUGAGGGAGUCCAUACAUGACCCGUGAACUACCAGUACAGGCCGCUAGACCUCACACCCUUUACAGCGCAGGACUCCUGCUAGUGAAUAACACAUGGACGGACCAUUAUUUAACGCAUGCGAUUUUUAAGACGUGGUGUGGCACAGGCGAAUGGCCGGGUGGUGUUGUGGGGUAGGCAAGUUCGGAAUGCAAUGUGGGCAAUGACGCAUGUUAUGGCAGGUGCCGUACACAGUUCGUGGGUGGGGCGGUACAUCCAAUGGAUCUCGUGCUCAACAGCACGGAUCUGAAAAGGGCUGCUGCUGCUGACUAACAUCAAGACUAACAGCCACGAAACAAGUGACUCGCAAUGUCAAUCAGGCUGGCAAUUUUCAGCCUCCAACAAUCACCACCUUGACAAAUGGAAACUUGCAAACAACAGUGCAUAGCAGUGUAAAGGCGGCCCUUUGAACGGCUGCUUGCGUUUAUAACGGUGUUGCUACGGACUGGACCUCAAUCUGAGGUCAAUCUCCGGGGAUACAGCUUUUCUCUUAUGUAUGUAACGAACAACCAACAACCCACGUACGGAACCGUC